UAUCGAACGGGUUUUAAACGCGGUCAAUUGCGACGACGGCUGCGAUUAGCGCGAGAUGAGUCAAAAACAUCAUUAAAUCUCGAGAUCUAACUGACAAAGUGUAUAAAUUUGACGUUAAGCAGCAAAGAGGCCCGGCCAUGCUACUGGUACAACAUAUUUUUCAUUUACAACAGUACAUAUGUACGUAUGUACUUGUACUCCAAUUUCCUUGUCCUUAUUCGGCUGAAUAAAGCAUUUCAUAAGAAUUAUAAUUGUUAAACAUAAUUAGAUGCGUAUCUACAUAAUGCAGUCCGCAUUAAACAAUUUUUAGAUGUGCACAAAUCUUGCGCGUAAUAAUUUAAAAGCCAAAUAUAAUUAACUUUUAAACAAAUAACUAGUAAAGCGGCAAAAUGUUGAUCCGUUGGAAGAGCAAAGAUAAAAGUGCAUCAACAAAUCAAAGUGGCAGUGCGAACAGCAGCUCAUCGUCGAAAAAGAAACGCAAAGGACGAGAAGGAGAAGAAGACUGGCAAAAUGAGAACAAACCGGGCCGCUUGCCGACUAACGACCAAGGAGGCGACGAGCGCAGACGCGCAAUGCGCCGCGACGAUCCACGGCGCCACACACUUGGUGGCGACAUUUUAGUCUAUGGCAGCUCUCAACAUCCUCACGCACAUCAAAUGCCACAGCAGCAACGUGCCAUGGACCUGGAAAUGAGUACACGAGCGCAAAAGAACAAGAAGAAUCAGCCAAUGCGCGGCUAUGCACCCGUUAAUCAGGGUCCAUUGUUCGACGAUGACCCCGGCAUUAUGUCCGAGGUGGAAACGGCUAGCACUGGCUUUCGGCGCGGCGGUAAACAGCGCUCAUCUUUGCCAGUGGUGCGCACACCCUCCAAGACACUGGAGCGACCGCUGGGCCUAGUAUUUUUACAGUAUCGAUCCGAAACAAAGCGAGCACUGCUCCCAAAUGAAAUCACCUCGAUCGACACGGUGCGUGCGCUGUUUGUGCGCUCGUUUCCCCGUCAGUUGACCAUGUCGUAUUUGGAAGGACCGAACGUUAAGAUCUACAUUCAUGAUGCCAGCAAGGAUAUGUUUUAUGAAUUGGAAGAUGUGCGCUCUCAUCUGCGCGAAAUACGCGAUCGUUCGGUGCUGCGUCUCUUCGAGUCCACAGAGGUAGCCGCUCCGCCUCAGAUUUUGCCAGGUGGUCCCGGCAUACCACAGCCACUACCCCAAGCACCAUCUAGCUGGGAUCAGGAUCAGAGCUACUUCAGUGAGCCAGAAUUCGAUUCGGACUUCAAGCACCAGCACAUCCACAAGUCCAAGAUUGGCAAACAACCAGCUCCAUAUUAUGUUGGCUCCUCGCAGACCCUGCCACGUGGCAUGUACGCCUCGGAACGUGCCAAAGUCUCGAUGGGAACGCCUGUGAAACCAUUCAGAUCGAUUAAUCGAAGGGGUAGCAUGGAACCCCUGUUUCCAUAUUCCUCGGAUCAAUUAUACAGUAUACCAGACGGAUACACCAGCUCUCCGGAACGGAGCGUACGUGGCAACUAUGAGGAACCAUACUAUAGCCAGUACGGCACACGCGGCGCUGUUGUGGCGCCCAUCAUUGACGAGGAACAAAGCGAUGUGGCCCUCGCGGAAGACCAGUACUCGUUGUACGGCAUUAAAGUGGGCCCUAAUCGUCUGCCGCAUCGUGGUAAUCAGAUCUACGACCCAACCAGACCCGAAGAUUUGCAUCGCAUACGCGUUGAGCAUAUGGAGCGUCAAUUGGCCAACUUGACUGGAUUGGUCCAGAAGGCUUUGGUCAAUCAAAAUCCCCAAAUUGCGCCAAUGUCUGUGCCCACAUUGGAUUCCAACUAUCUCGUUGUGCCAACACAAAUGCAAGCUAAUGGUUCCGCUGAUGAGCUAUAUAUUAGAGAAAAGGCACCCAAACUGGGAAAGAACUCGUGUCAAAAAUCCGUGUCCUUUGAGAAAUCUGUUUCAUUUAGCGACGAUAUACAGGGAAUACCCAAGUCACAUAAUCCCCUACAUGCCGCUGAUACGAAACCAACCAAGCCGGCAAUCAAGUCGUCUACCUUGCCGCGUACGUCGUCUCAAGAGCGCGAUCGCCUAAAGCCCCCUCCACCGCCAAAGCCCAUUGUGUUGGCCCAGACCUCGCAUCCCAGCAGCUACCGUGCGGACAUUGCACUCGCACCGGAGGUCUACAAUCAUUUGCGUGGCUUGCAAAAAAAGGCAAAGGAUUUGCGCAUGGAAGUCCGAACUUUGAGGCGUUUAUCGCAGGCCCAGUCCGUGGCCGUACGGGAGGAUAUCAAGAGCACUUUUAUGCGUAUACGUGCCACAUUGUUGGCCAGCAAUGGCAACUUUUGGGGGCAAAGCGAUCAGGACACCACGCGCAUCUCCCGGGAAGAAGAACUAUACAAGCAGGAGGUCAUACGACUCGAAAAGGAUCUAAGCGAUUUGGAGGCUUCGGUGGAGAAUUUACGCGGCGAGGUUAUCAAUCGACGUACGCGCGUCAAUAUGACAGCUGUCGAGGACAUGGCGCUGGUAUUAAGUCGUGCCAGCAAAACUGUUGCUGAACUGAAGCUCAAAUUUCCGACACUAUCGAAUGGCUUGCGUUGCAUAUUAUCUAACGAGAUGGAGAAAGUGGUACGUGAAGAAAAGUUCCUAAAAGAAGAGCCCGAUCGCCUAGAGUCGGCCUUGCGACGCUGCAAAAAGCUUACGGGCACCUUGGUGACACUUAAACGUUUGGCAAGCGUGCAGGAACAACGAUUACCACCCAAUGAGCCGUCAGUAAAUGAAGAGUCUUUGCGUUCCGCCGAUAUUUCGGUGCCCGACAAGCCAAUCCCAACACCCAGGAUGGGGUCGUUCACUGUCAGCGGGGGAUUCGCACCCGAAAACGCACUCGAUGCUCUGCUAGACGAGCUCAAGACAUUUUCAAAGCCAAUUGCCCAACAACAACAACAGCAACAACAACAACAACAACAACAGCAACAACAACAACAGCAACAAUUCGAGGUACGCCCCGAAGACUCGGCAUCCGAUGAGAGCGCCCAGGCUGCUGUACAAAGUACCGUCACCACGCAAAUAUCCCAGGCUCGCCUUUUCACCGAAUCCAACGUAAAUAUGCAACAGGCCAACACCAACAGCAUGGUCAUGGCUGUGGCAACAGGCUCCGCACAACAUUCACGUGGCCCAUUGACCCAGUCCCAGUCCCAGUCCCAGUCCCAGCAGCAGCAGCAGCAGCAGCAUCAGCUAAUGGUGCACACCAAUAUGGGCAGUUUACGUCGCCUGCACUCGUUCCCCAGCGAAUCGGACAACGAAUUCCCAGCGCGUGACAGUCUGGCAAAUGGUGGCAGCAGCAGCAUCAUGAAACCACCAGUUCCCGAGCGUAACGCCGAUUUAAUAACUAAAGUGGGUCACAAACGCAUACCGCCACCACCGCCGCCGCGUACCAGCUCACGCAGUCCACUGGCCAGUCCGACAAGCCCAAAUGUGCCACAGAACAUACUAGCUGCCGCCGCAGCAGCAGCUGCUGACAACAAUAUCAACAUCAGCAUCGAAACUGUCGUUAUCGGCGGUGGCGACACCUCCAGUGGCGACAACUCGAGUGGCAAUGAGUCCGGCAACGAUCAUGCCCAGCGGCAGGUUGCUCUCGAAAUGCGGCACCAGGAACUAUUAAAGAAACAGAAGCUAUUGCAGGAACAAUACCAGCGCUUGCAACAAAUGAGCAAAAUACCCUCGGUGGACAUAUCCUGCUCCACACAGGACCUUAAACACUUGGCCAGCGGCGAAUCGAAUAUACAGCAAAAGAUCGCCGCAUUGAAUCUGGCCUGUGGUGGCGACGCUGCGGCGGCUGACACUACUGUGGCUACAAAUGGUGUGUUGAUCAGUGAUGCUACGGGUGGUGUGGUCGGCGGCGGUGGUGUUGUUGUUGUUGGGACAAUUGGUACAGGAGCUGCUGCUGCUGCUGCUGCUGCUGCUGCAAACACACAAUUACAACAAACAUCUACAAUGACCACUAAGCAGGUGUAUGAGACGGAAAUACUUUAACACAACUGGAAAUUGGCAUGGAGCGAAACGAAAAUUGAUAUUUAAUCUGUUUGUAGCGCCCGGUUAAUUGAAGCAUUAUGUGUCUGUCUCUAUCUCUGUCACUUGCACGAAUUUCACCCGUAUCCGUAUAUCACUAUCUUUGUCACUCUUGCUAACCAGACAUCAUAACACACGAAGACUCUGUAAUAUCAUUAAUAAUUGAAUAAUAGAAUUGUUAAGAAAUGUUAAGAAACUAAACUCGUACUUAUACGGGUUACAUCUAAAUGUCGUACAUACAAAAAUUCAUAUACGUUAAUGUGCGAGUGUAUGUUUGUAUGUACCCAUUGCCAAAUGAAAAUCCAAAACUUUAGACACAUGCACCCGAAUAAUAGCAGCACAUAGCUGUAUGUAUGUAUGUACAUAAGUACAUCUUAUAGUAUAUGUCCCUGUUCAAAAGAUUUUGGACAAUAUGCAUACCGAGCAUGAGUAGAAUAUUAAAGAACCCCCCCCCCGUAACGCAUGAAAUGUCUACCUAUUAUCCAUUAGCGAAAUAUUUAUAUCCUGGUUCAGAGAAAUAGCUGGUCCUAAAUAGGCAGACCACAAUGUCAAGGAAAAGCAUCACAUACAAACAUUUUGCUGUUUACAUAUUUACUUUAAUAUAUUUCGUUUUUUUUUUAUUUAUUUAUUUUUUUAUUAUUUUUUUUGGUAUGGGACGUGAGACUGAUAGUUCUAUAUAUCUAGGUCAUCAAAAUGUAAUGAAUAAUUACUAAAAAUAAUCAAUAGGUACGAUUAUAUUUCUUAGAAAAUAAAACUAGCUAAUUUUAUCCCCGACACGGUGUACUCUUUCCAAAAUCCAUCUAUCACACUGAAAACAAUUUGACGACGUUUUUGGGAAGAGUCGAUUUCUUCGGAAUACCGAAAAUAAAUGUUAUUGCUUAUACCGUACGCCCAUUAAAUGGGUAUAUGUAUUUAUUAAUUUGAACGAAUGUGCGCAUCACAUUCGAGCCAUGUCGGUCCGCCCAUUUAUUUGUUAGUGCUCCUCAAAUCAAGUCUAUUGUUUUUUUUAAUUAUACAAAUUAUCAUAUAUUCAGGCGCUCAGUUAUUUCCAAGUUGUAUAUAUGUAUGUAUGGCACUUCGCUCUGUUUUAGUCGAAACAUAUUUAAUAUAUUUCAUAGCACAGCUCUUCAUAGCUAGUAAUUUUUAAAUACAUACUUAAGUUUUUACAUGUUUUUAGCAAAUUGGAAUGCUUUUGAAAUACAAAUUAUGUGUACACUGACAUACAUAUGUACAUACAUACUUACAAACAAACAUAUAUAAAAUGUUUUAUUAUACAUUUAGCAUAAUAUUCGUGUACCGUAAGGGUAUUAGAUGUACAUAUUCAUAUAUACAAUUAAAAAUUUGUUGCACUUGUACCAGAUUUUUAUAUAAAUUUAAAAUGCAUUUCCCAGUUUUUUGGAUGUAAUUUUACGUAUUUAUGCCUUUAUAUGUAUGUAUAUAUACGACGGUUACAUGUAACUAUUCCUAUUCCCUGCCAAUGAUACACAUUUUAUCAGUUAAUAAGCAUAUUUUGUAAAAAUCGUUAUUUGUAUGUUUCACAUAGUAAAUAGAGAAACAUAAUUAUAUAAACAAAAUGUUCCUCGAUUUUGACGUAGCUCGACUUUCGAAAUCGAGCUACGCCAAAAUCGACGAAUAGUGAGUAUUGUUCAUAAUCGUUAAAUUACACAUCAAUACGAUACGAAUUAACUAAUUGACAUUUUUAAUUCAUACUAUAUACAAAUAUAACGAAAAUAAAAAGAUGCGCUCAAAAUAUUUAUACACAUUAUUAAUACAUAUUUUCAAUAAUGAAAGCACUUUGAUUUAAAUUUUGACAAAUAUGUAUAGCAUACAAAAAAAAAAGUCACGCAACGAAAAUACAUUCAAAAGAAUUGAUUACAGCGAUAAGAAGUACGAAACUACAUAUGUGAAAGUAUUUAAAUACUAUAAAGCGGCAAAACUUAAUAAUGAUAAAACUUAUUAAACAUAUUUUAAAAUAUAGUAAUGCAUAAAAACACCACCAAAUCAAAUGGUAUUGAAUGUAUGUAUGUAUGUAUACGUAAAUGUUUUUCUUAUUAGGCACACACACAUUUACACACAAUCAACUGCAAACAUGCGUGGCAAUACUUCUAGUAACAUGGCAUAAAGUAGGUACUAUAAAGAUUAAUAACAAUAAUAAAAAUAUAUAAAAAAAAAAAAACCAAAAACAAACAACUAUACAAAAUCAUCAUGCAUAGAUGUGAACAUAAAAAUGCGCAUUUUUUUCUUAAAAUUAUUGUAAUACAUAUUUAAAUUGCAAGAAACCACAACAAUAAAUAUAUCAUACGCAAAGUA
Drosophila montana is the source of this 6371-nucleotide messenger RNA. RefSeq names its product coiled-coil domain-containing protein CG32809. The record is from RefSeq and is a predicted model, not a curated record. Bases 390 to 4025 code for a protein of 1211 amino acids. Lineage: Eukaryota; Metazoa; Arthropoda; Insecta; Diptera; Drosophilidae. Gene Ontology annotation, cellular component: cytoplasm. The transcript is spliced from 18 exons.